Messenger RNA from Athene cunicularia (burrowing owl), 1423 nucleotides. RefSeq names its product C-X-C motif chemokine ligand 14 (gene CXCL14). Bases 279 to 575 code for a protein of 98 amino acids. The transcript has 4 exons. Gene Ontology annotation, molecular function: chemokine activity. Lineage: Eukaryota; Metazoa; Chordata; Aves; Strigiformes; Strigidae. The record is from RefSeq and is a predicted model, not a curated record. Gene Ontology annotation, biological process: antimicrobial humoral immune response mediated by antimicrobial peptide; cell chemotaxis. Gene Ontology annotation, cellular component: extracellular region.
UGAGGAAGCGGAGGGAGCCGUGGAGUUGCUCUGCAUAUAAAUGAGCCGGGAGCAAGGGCAGCGGGAGCUGUUUUAAAAGAGGACAAGGGGAGGAAAGCGGCAGAGCGCAGGCAGCGCGCAGGCGGCAGCAGGCAGAGCGCAGGCGGCAGCUCCGCUCUUCGCUGGCCUCUCCCCGGUGACACCCAGCCCCGGGGACAAGGGGAAUCGGGGGGACGAGCCCGAAGCGAGCAAACCCCUGAAAAUCCCCAGCGUCUCUUUAGGUACCUCGCUGCCUCACCAUGAAGCUCCUGACAGCAGCUUUGCUUCUGCUGUUCAUCGCCAUGUGCUUCGCCAGCGCGGAAGGCGUAAAGUGCAAGUGUUCAAGGAAGGGUCCUAAAAUAAGAUUCUCUAACGUACGGAAGCUGGAAAUAAAACCGAGGUACCCGUUUUGCGUGGAAGAGAUGAUUAUCGUGACUCUGUGGACGCGGGUGAGAGGAGAGCAGCAGCACUGCUUAAACCCCAAACGCCAAAACACAGUGAGGCUGCUGAAGUGGUACAGAGUAUGGAAAGAGAAAGGCAGGGUUUAUGAAGAAUAAGAGGAAUCGGCGUGAGGAAUGGAGCAGACUCCCUUGGCUGGCAUAGGACUGGACUCUGCAGAAGAUUCUUUCUCUCUCACAGACAUAAGACACAAAUUCUAUAUUAUUAUAAAGCACUUUUUACCAAGGGUCAGUUUUUACAUUUUAUAGCCGCGUGCAAAAGGCUUCCAGAUUUCACAAGCAUCUCUUGCACUUCAGAUUUCAUACCCGUCUGCUCUGUACCGGGAUUGGGAAAGCUCAUGCUUUUCAUUUUAAAGAGGUUGUUUUGGAGUUUGGGUUUGUUUUGGUUUGGGUUGGUUGUUUUGUUUUGUUUUUUUUUUUAAUCGUUAUUCAUUCAUACUUCACUAUGAUUGCAAAUUGAGCUUUAUAAGCUCAUUAGACAAACAGUAACGUUUGUAAAGGUGUUGUACAGCCGUGUCCCUCCCCCUUCCACAGUGGGAAAGCUUCGGUGCUGUGGUUGGUUGUCAUGUUUGCAGCCUCCACCUUAGUCAGGCAAAGCAGGGACCAAAGACGAGUUUGCUGGGGAAGAUGCCACCGAGAUGCCAUGGCUGUAGCUGCAGAAGUGAGGUCCCUCAGCACGUUGUCAAAUGAUUAUGAAUAUCACCUGGGUACCUCUUCUUUAAUGGACUUGAGGUCUUGCUGCAAGGUGAAGCAGUACCGUAUCUCCCAUUUAACAUUUCACACAUUAGAAAGCAUUUCUAGGUCAUUUUUAUUACUAAGAAAAUGUUGGGUUGGUUACUUUUUUUUUUUCUUCCCACCUGAAGUUCUUACAGAAAGUUUGUGACUUCAGUACUGAGACAUUUUAAGCAUCAAGACUAUUGUGUAUGAUUUCCUAGAUUUGUAGCAAC